CACUUUCUUCUGCUCACUCAGCCCCAGCUCCGGGGCCCUAAUAUUGACUAGAAGACUUAAGACAGGAAAUGUGAAAGUUUCCUGUGGCCUCUUUGGGCUGUCUGGAACCCCAAGCGGUUCUCACAGUGUGGUCUCCAAGCCAACCAUCAUCUGAGUUUGUCACAGAAAUACAAAUUCUUGGGCUCCAUUCUAGACCUACCAGUUUCCACAAAAGAAAAGAUUCUUUUCUGGUGGCCGGCAGAAAAGAAUCCAGUAUUUCCAGGCAACACCAACAACAGAGAGCUCUUAUGUCAACAAACUCACCUGUGUACAGACAUCCAUUUCAGCUGGCCGGAUCAAGCAGUGUUCUCAGAAUGGAAAUAAACUCGUAAGUAGAAAUACAAUUAGACCCUCGCUCUACGCAGAGCGAACAACGCUCACCUCCGGGAAGAGGCGCGUCCCCUCCAGCCCCCGGGGAAGUGGAACGGAACCAAGAAGCUCCGGGCACAGGUUCUCCGGGAGCGCUUUUCCCGAACGGACCAGUCCCCCCGCGCGGGGUUGCCGUGGAGACGGAGCGAGGUGUUUAGAUGCUGAGACCCGCCGAGGCCCGGCCUGAGCUGCCUGUCUGCAGAAGGGGCUCACAGGACCGACGCCAAGAUGAUGCUUUCAAGGGCCAAACCUGCAGUAGGCGGGGACCUACCAAACACUGACAAAAGAAAGAAGAAAGGUAGGAAGAUUCCAAAACUAGAGGAGCUACUUUCACAAAGAGAUUUCACUGGAGCAAUUACCCUGUUGGAGUUCAAACGUCAUGUUGGGGAACAAGAGGAGGAUACCAGUUUGUGGAUUGGAUACUGUGCCUUUCAUCUGGGUGACUAUAAAAGAGCUUUGGAGGAAUAUGAAAAUGCAACCAAAGUGGAAAAUUGCAACCCUGAAGUCUGGGUGAACUUAGCCUGUACCUACUUUUUUCUUGGAAUGUAUAAGCAAGCUGAAGCAGCUGGAUUUAAAGCUCCAAAAAGCCGACUUCAAAACCGCCUUCUCUUCCACCUGGCUCACAAGUUUAAUGAUGAGAAGAAAUUGAUGAACUUUCAUCAGAAUCUUCAGGAUAUCACAGAAGAUCAACUCAGUUUAGCUUCUAUCCACUAUAUGCGAUCUCACUACCAAGAAGCUAUUGAUAUUUAUAAGCGGAUACUGUUAGAUAACAGGGAAUACCUUGCCCUCAAUGUCUAUGUGGCCCUAUGUUACUACAAACUGGAUUACUAUGAUGUAUCUCAAGAAGUUCUGGCAGUUUAUCUUCAGCAAAUCCCUGAUAGCACCAUCGCACUCAAUCUUAAGGCCUGUAAUCAUUUUCGCCUAUACAACGGCAAAGCAGCUGAGGUAGAGGCAGAACUCAAAAGUUUGAUGGACAACGCUUCUUCAUCCUUUGAAUUUGCUAAAGAACUCAUCAGGCACAAUCUGGUGGUUUUUCGAGGAGGUGAAGGAGCUUUGCAGGUUUUACCUCCCCUGGUUGAUGUCAUUCCUGAAGCAAGGCUAAACUUAGUGAUUUACUACCUUCGUCAAGAUGAUGUACAAGAGGCUUAUAACUUAAUUAAGGAUCUGGAACCCACUACUCCUCAGGAGUAUAUCCUCAAAGGAGUGGUCAAUGCAGCUCUUGGCCAGGAAAUGGGCUCAAGGGAUCAUAUGAAAAUUGCCCAGCAGUUCUUCCAGUUGGUGGGAGGAUCAGCCAGUGAAUGUGAUACGAUACCAGGGAGGCAGUGCAUGGCUUCCUGUUUCUUCCUGCUUAAGCAAUUUGAUGAUGUCUUGAUUUACCUCAACUCAUUUAAGAGUUACUUCUAUAAUGACGACAUCUUUAACUUUAAUUAUGCCCAAGCCAAAGCUGCAACAGGCAAUACCAGUGAGGGUGAAGAGGUUUUCCUUUUAAUCCAAAGUGAGAAGAUGAAAAAUGACUACAUUUACCUCAGUUGGUUAGCUCGGUGCUAUAUCAUGAAUAAGAAACCAAGACUGGCCUGGGAACUUUAUCUCAAGAUGGAGACCUCGGGCGAGUCCUUUAGCCUCCUGCAGCUCAUUGCUAAUGACUGCUACAAGAUGGGCCAGUUUUACUAUUCAGCCAAAGCAUUUGAUGUCCUAGAAAGACUGGAUCCCAACCCUGAAUAUUGGGAAGGCAAGAGGGGUGCCUGUGUGGGCAUUUUCCAGAUGAUCUUAGCUGGGAGAGAACCAAAAGAGACCCUUCGAGAAGUACUCCAUUUACUGAGAAGCACAGGUAACACCCAAGUAGAGUACAUCAUCCGGAUCAUGAAGAAAUGGGCCAAAGAAAACCGAGUGCCUGUCUAAGAUAACUCCAGAACCUUAGGGGCCAGCCACCACUUUGACAUCAUACUGGAAACCAUUUGCCUCCAGUUUAAUGUAAGAUGCAGGACUCUAUUAUAUUGACAUGAUCCUUCCUUGCUAUUCAAGCCUCAAGAUAGUGAAUGACUUUCUUAGACCUCACCUUUUGGCUGAAUUAAGUGCCAUGGUCUGUACUGUGGCCCCUGUGUGAUACGACUAGCAAUACGACUUUGGACUUGUCUGGUGCCUUUCUUCCAAAAGUGCUCGGAGUACUGAGUCGUUAACUGACCUUAAGGAGAACAGCAUCACUUUGCUCUGUUAGCAUUCCAAGGCAUUUUCUCCUAGCUGCAAUAACAGAUGCCUUGAUGCUCCAGAGUCCCAUCGUUCUGUCAUCUUAUCUCAGCUGUCUCUGUACAUUAUCCUGCUUUACUGCGGAGCUCCAUAAAGAGUUUUGCAAUGCAUCUCUGACUCCUGGGAGAGCAGAAAUUACACAUAGUUUUAUGAUUCUGAGAAUGGCAGUAAGAACCUUUAUCAAACUGUUCAGUCAUUAGAGGAUAAUAGGCUUAUGGGAUUACUCUUUCAGUAACUGAUUCCUGGUGAUAAUAACACGUUACAGUGGAGUAACAUGUGGCAGCUUUUAAUAGGUGAGUACUAUGGAAAAAAAAACAACUGUAUGACGCAUUUAAAGAUAUUCAGGAAACAAAGUUUAUGAAUUGCUGUAGUCACUUCUCUAGAAUACUCUAGGUAACAAAUCAGAUUAGCUUUAUCUUUAUCUAUCUUGUUGAAUAAGCACCAGUUUUGAAAGUAGGAUGACAGAUUACAUGUAUGCAUAUGACAUGUAUGUAUUAUGUAUAUUCAUGUGGCCAUUACAGCAGUGAUGCUGAGACACAGGUUGUGUGGAGCCCUUGAAGCAACCUAAAGCCUGGACUCUGUCCUAUGUCACCUUCGAGUACUGCAUUUCUGCGCACUGCCAACAUAAAAUCUAAUUUACAACUGAGCUAGACUCAUAACCGAUUUUCAGAAAACAGACCCUUAUCUUUUUACAUACCAGAUUACUGUUGUUUCUACACAAUACAAUUUCUUUCUAUUAGUUCAGAGCAGUACCCAGAAUUAACAGGGUAGAAAGUGCAGUGUCAUCCCUAUCCAGCAUGACACCUGAAGAAAAAUCAUCAUUCUUUGAAGCACUAAAGACAGAAUUCCUGCAAGCACAGCCUCGGUUGUUCCACUGACUCCCUUAAACGAGGAAGUUGUAUAGAAUGGAGAGCAGCUAGGGAGAGAAUGUUCACAACCAGAAGCCUUGGUUUCUGCAUGGCUGCAAAGGGUUCUUUGAGCUCUACUCAGGCAGAAGGCCAGUUUUCCUAACUUUUAUCUUAGUCCUAGUUCUAAUCAAUUCACAGCACAAAUCAAAAUAAGGUCACCCGCACAACUGCGUUUUAGAAAACAAAGUCACAUCAUUCUUCAUAGACCAAAGCUUCUGUUUCCUCAUUAUGUUGUUCCUACUUCAAUAAUUGAUUCUUGACAUCUAUGGUAAUAGGUGGGCCAGAUCUGGGCAGAACCUGCUAUAUUUAGAAUCCUUCUUGUGACUGUUACCUCACUUAAAAUGUUAGGAAACAUAAUAGUGAGAAAAGACAGAUGGAACUCCACAGUGGCUUUUGGCAAUGAAAUCUGUCUUCCAUUUAAUUGCUAUUUCAAAUUUACUAUAUUUGCUAUUUCAAAUUUACUAUAUUUCUCACUGAUGAUAAUUUACCUUUACAUGAACUUUUGUUGAAUUUAACACUAAUUUCUCACUACUAUUUUCUUUUUUUUCUGGGGGCGGGGGGGAAUCAGAUAUUCCAAAAAUAACAAUUCCCAGAAUUUUAAGGCUAAUUUUCAAAUCCUUUUUAAUCUACAGAAUUGAGCUAAAAAAGCUUAAAGACUAGUUUAAGAGAGAUAGCAUUCAAUUCUGUUAUUAAGAAUAAUGACUUCUGAAAUGUCUUGGCAAGGCCUCAUGAUUACAGAGUAGUGUUGCACAGCUGUUUUUCUUACACGUGAUGGUAUUGUAGGAGGGGAAGGCCCUGGCUUAGGGCUAUAGUGUGAUGUCUACAAUUCAGAAAUCAAUGUUCUAUUUAUAGUCUGUAGCAAAUGUUACUUGCAAACAAAAAAAAAAUUUACACUUAUUUUUGUACUUUGAAAGAAUUAUUAUAUUCUAUUGUAAUAUAUUCAAAUUAAAGUUUAUUAUUUGGUUCUCAUAA
This is a messenger RNA of Talpa occidentalis (Iberian mole), 4532 nucleotides long. It is a transcript of the gene IFT56, whose product is annotated as intraflagellar transport 56. The transcript has 20 exons. Gene Ontology annotation, cellular component: ciliary base; ciliary basal body; intraciliary transport particle B. Gene Ontology annotation, molecular function: intraciliary transport particle B binding; protein binding. Lineage: Eukaryota; Metazoa; Chordata; Mammalia; Eulipotyphla; Talpidae. The record is from RefSeq and is a predicted model, not a curated record. The coding region runs from base 637 to 2307 and encodes 556 amino acids. Gene Ontology annotation, biological process: intraciliary transport involved in cilium assembly; intraciliary anterograde transport.